GAAGGAAGUCAGGUGACUGAUGCGCAACUCCUCGUUCCAGCAGGUAGAACAUUGAUUAAAGUCAGGGUCAGAACCUAGAACAUUGAAUAAAGUCAGGGUCAGAACCGUCAUCUUAAAGUGAGCUCCGUAACCGUCUCGGUCCGGAAGGACCUGGCAGCAUGGCCUUCAUCACCGCCAACUGGAACCCGCUGGGAGAUGCCUUCUACCGGAAAACUGAGCUGUACGAGAUGCGUUGGAACAUUAGAGAUGGGCUCAAAGACAGUCUGGUGGCUGCAGCUCCGUACGGAGGACCGGUCGCUCUGCUCAGAGAGCCACACAGACGCUCUCCCAGUUCUCGCCCUCAGUUAGAGAUAUAUUCUGCGUCAGGAGUUGCCAUCGCCAGCUUCCCUUGGAAGAGCGGACCGGUGGUCCACCUGGGCUGGUCUGUCAGUGAUGAGCUGUUGUGUAUUCAGGAGGAUGGAACAGUUCUGAUCUAUGACCUGUUUGGAUCCUUCAAGAGACACUUCAGCAUGGGACAGGAAGUGGUCCAGAGUCAAGUGUUGGAGGCAAAGGUGUUCCACUCUCCUUAUGGAACAGGUAUUGCCAUAGUAACAGGCUCCUCCCGCUUCACCUUGGCAACCAACAUUGAAGACCUGAAGCUUCGUAGGUUGCCUGAAGUUCCAGGUCUACAGGGGAAGCCAGCCAGUUGGGUUGUCCUCACUCAGGACAGACAGACUAAAGUUCUGUUGUCCAUUGGACCGGAACUCUAUGUCCUGGAUAAUACCUCCUGCACAGCAGUGUGUCCUCCAGAUCUUAGCCAGGCUGGCAGCAUCGUCCACAUGUCUGUUUCUUUCAGCUACAAAUACCUGGCUGUCUUCACAGACACUGGACACCUGUGGACCGGCUCCUCCAACCUACAGGACAAACUGAGUGAAGUUGACACAAAUCAGACAGAAGCUCCCAAACAGGUGGUCUGGUGCCGCAGACCGAAGAGCCAGCAUCCCUCUGUGGUCCUGUUGUGGGAUAGACUGCUCCUUGUGGUUGGAGUGUGUAACGACACUAUCCAGUUCCCCAUUGAGAACCAGUCUGUGUUAGUGGGAGAAAUGGAUGGAGUUCGGAUCAUCAGUUCAACCACUCAGGAGCUGCUGCAGGAGGUUCCCCUGGUCUGUCAGGACAUCUUCAAGAUUGCUUCUAUGGCUCCAGGAGCUCUGCUGUUGGAGGCCCACCGUGAGUACGAGAAGUCCAGUCAGAAGGCUGAUGAGUACCUGAGAGAGAUCAAGGAGCAGAAUGUGCUGGGAGAUGCCGUCCACCAGUGUGUGGAAGCAGCAGGUCACGAGUAUGACACCGAUAUCCAGAAGGCUCUGAUGAGAGCAGCAUCUUUUGGGAAGUGUUUCCUGACGGACUUCAGUCCCGAUCAUUUUGUGACGACCUGCAGGGAGCUACGGGUGCUGAAUGCUGUCAGAGAGAGCAGUGUGGGAAUGCCGCUCACGCAUACUCAAUUCAAGCAGAUGACCGUACAGGUGCUGAUUGAUAGGUUGGUGUAUCGACAGUUUUAUCCGUUAGCUAUUGAAAUUUGUCGAUACCUGAAGAUUCCUGAUUAUCAGGGCGUCAGCAGAGUCCUGAAGCACUGGGCCUCCUGCAAGGUGCAGCAGAAGGACCUGUCAGAUGAGGCCAUAGCUCGAGCCGUGUGUGCCAAAGUGGGAGACUCACCUGGAGUUUCGUACUCUCACAUCGCUGCUAAAGCAUACGAGUGUGGACGUGCAGAGCUCGCCAUCAAGCUGCUGGACUUCGAGGCUCGCUCUGGUGAGCAGGUUCCUCUUCUGCUCAAGAUGAAGAGGAGUCAACUGGCACUCAGUAAAGCUGUGGAGAGCGGUGACACUGACCUGGUUUACACGGUGGUAACGUACCUGAAGAACGAGAUGAAUCGAGGAGAUUUCUUCAUGACUUUGAGAAACCAACCAGUGGCGCUCAGCCUCUACAGGCAGUUCUGUAAGCUGCAGGAGCAGGAAACGCUCAAAGAUCUUUACAACCAGGAUGACGAUCAUCAAGAACUGGCUAACUUCCACGUCAGGGCCAGUUACAGAGAACAGAGGUUGGAGGGAAGACUGUCUCACCUGCAGAGUGCUGUGGACGAAUAUACCAAGGCUAAAAAUGACUUUGCUGCCAAGGCCACAGAGGAAGAGAUGCGGCUUCUUCGCUUUCAACGAAAGAUGGAUGAUGAGAAAGGGGCGGGGCUUCUUGGGCUCUCUUUGCAGGCAACCAUGGAGGCGCUGAUGUCGUUAGGACUUCACAAACAGGCAGAGCAGCUCUACAAAGACUUCAGAGUACCUGACAAAAGGUAUUGGUGGUUGAAGCUCAAGUCUAUGGCAGAGAAGGAGGAGUGGGAGGAGUUAGAGAAAUUCUCCAAAAGCAAGAAGUCUCCCAUUGGUUACCUUGCCUUUGUGGAGGUUUGCAUGAAGAACAACAACAGGUAUGAAGCCAAGAAAUAUAUCUCCAAGGUCACACCUGAGCAGAAGGUCAAAGCUCACCUGGCUGUGAGUGAUCUGGAGGGGGCGGCAGAUGCUGCCAUUGAGCGUCGGAGCGAGUCGGAGAUGGGGGCGGUUCUCUCCAGAUGCUCCGCCUCCGACCGCCUGCUGAUUGACAAGUUGAACCGAGCACGAGCCGCCACCGCCGCCAAAAAGUGAUCUGUAGGAGGCAUUACCAUGGCAACAAGCCCCUCCCACAGAAUGUAAUAUUGUUGAUGAUAGGUUGAUGGCUUUUCUUGGUCUGUAUUUAAAUAAACUUGAUUGAGCAGU
This is a messenger RNA of Nematolebias whitei (Rio pearlfish), 2774 nucleotides long. RefSeq names its product VPS16 core subunit of CORVET and HOPS complexes (gene vps16). Gene Ontology annotation, biological process: intracellular protein transport; vacuole fusion, non-autophagic; endosomal transport. Gene Ontology annotation, molecular function: actin binding. Bases 159 to 2663 code for a protein of 834 amino acids. The record is from RefSeq and is a predicted model, not a curated record. Lineage: Eukaryota; Metazoa; Chordata; Actinopteri; Cyprinodontiformes; Rivulidae. The transcript is spliced from 24 exons. Gene Ontology annotation, cellular component: HOPS complex; lysosomal membrane; endosome.